UUCUGCCACAACACAUCUGUAAAGAAGACAGAAAAAUGGCUGACUUCAGGAAAGUCUGUCCUGGGUCUCUGCCCUAUGUUAACGUUUCGCGAAAAGUGUCUGUUCAAGGGAAAGUUUUUAUCCUCCUAUGUAUAAUAUUGGCCGAACCCGGAGGAGCUACCACCCACUGGGUUGUCACUGAAGAUGGAAAGAUUCAACAGCAAGUACGUUAAUGGCCCGUGUUUAUAUCCGUAUUUUGCUAACUAGCUAGCCGUUAGCUUCUCUGCUAGCAAGCUAACUACUUUAUCACAGAUAGCUAGAACCAGUAUCUUUGACUUUAGUUUGCUCUUCCUAGGAUUUGCUUACACGGCUGCAGGCUCAUACUAGCUUGCCAAUCAUUGAUUGCUAAUUAGCUACUUAAGUCCCUCUCUGGGACUUUCGCUAGCACAGUAAUGCAAUGCUGACCCCCUAAGGGUACUGACCUGCCUUUAACUUGAACUAACGUUAAAGUAGUUCGCUAGAGAACGGGGUCUCUGGGUAAGCUAGCUAACUUACAUGUUAGCUAACUCUAACUAACUAAAGGCAUCCAACCAUCCUAGAAAAACUGAAAUAAAGCCAACUAGUGAUAGAUGAUUGGUAGGUAGCAAGUUGGCAAGCUAGCUAAUUAGCUACUGGGGUCAAAGAUAAUGGGCAUAACUGACCUGACAGACCCAGCAUUGGCACAGCCAGCUAGUUAUUAACUUCAAUGCAACCAGGAGUUUUGACAUCCAGCACAAUGUCGAAACUCUCUUGGUUGCAUCGAAACUAUCUAGCUAGGUGAAUUGAAUGGAAAACUGUGCUUCGGCUUGAUGUAAGCGCACAAAUAAAAGGGGUUUAGAAAAAAGUAUAUCUGAUGUAACAUAAUAAUAAUAAUAUAAUAAUAUGCCAUUUAGCAGACGCUUUUAUCCAAAGCGACUUACAGUCGUGCGUGCAUACAUUUUUGUGUAUGGGUGGUCCCGGGGAUCGAACCCACUACCUUGGCGUUACAAGCGCCGUGCUCUACCAGCUGAGCUACAGAGGACCACAACCUUUGUAUCUAUAUACAACUAAUCUAAAGCUGAGCUACAGAGGACCGUAACCUUUGUAUCUAUAUACAACUAAUCUAAAGUAUCCACUUACACUUAACGUUUAGAAGGGCAUCACAUGUUCAGACUAUUUAGCGAUUGACAUUAUGUCAGCCGUGGCCAAACUAUCUAACACAGAUGGUUUGGGAAAAACCAAAGAUGACCUAGUUACUACUACGUCAUAUCGAUGUCAAGUCAGCCAGGUUGCUCUGCCUCAAUUUUGUUUUGGUGUUGUCUCACUUCAUGUGUACUGUGGUCAGCGAACUCAGAGGUGUUUAGGCUUUUGGGUCAAGUCAUGGAGUGAAAAGAAGUACUGUCACUGUUUAUUUUGAGACAAACAUUUUCUGUUUUUUUGCAGGUUGACUCUCCUUUGAAUCUUAAACAUCCACAUGACCUUGUCAUCUUCAUGCGACAGGAGACCCGUGUCAACUACCUGAAGAAGUUAGAGGUGAUGACUCAUAGCCUAUUGCUCUACUUCCUGGUUUUACAAUGUUAGUCCAAGGCCUCCCCAGUGUUAAAUAUGUAUACUGCUGUGCUCUCCCUUACUUGAAAGAUGCAAUAUCUACAAUAUUCACAUCUGUUCAAUGGUCAUUUAAUACUCAUAGAUUAUUGAAGAACAUAUUAGAUCACAUCAGAUGGGAAACCUGUCUUCCUUUCUUUUUCCUCCAGUAAGAUAUAGCAUUGCUUUCAAAUCAAGCCACACUGAAAGGUCUGAAUCUCAUGUCUCUGACCUCUGCUUUGUGCAGAAGCAGCUUGUCGCUCAGAAGAUUCACAUUGAGGAGAAUGAGGACAGGGACACUGGCUUGGAGCAGAGGCACUAUAAAGAGGAUGCCGACUGUGUCACGGCUAAAGUUCCCCUGGGAGACUUGGAUCUCUACGAUGGUACCUACAUCUCUCUGGAGAGUAAAGACAUCAGGUAAGCCCAGGCUGGGCACUCUUGACCAAUCAUUUAGUUAUUACUAAUUUGCCCUCACCUAACUCAUUAUCAAGGGGAAGCACUGAUAAGGGAUGUUGACAUAUGUCAUCAGGGCGUGUAAUGAAUCCAUUGGUCGUGCUCCAAAACGGCUUCAUCUUAUCGUUGACAUUGACCGAUGACAUGAGUCAUUUUAAAUUUUUUGGGUGAUCAACAUUUUUAUUUUCAACAACAUACAGUGUACACACAUUGGAUGAUCACGUCACAUAUAUUAGAGGUCAUGACACUACAGCACAAACAAAACAAAAACAAAAUACACUUUUAUACAAACAAAUAAACAAUGGAAGUAUUUACAUACUGACAGAAGUCAUAAUUAUUAGAACACACAAGGUGAUAUUCGUACAGGGAGAAAGUAGGGAGUUCACAAGAGGACAAGUAUUCUUGAUGGCAUCCUGUUGACAAGAAAUGUUAAUCACUUUCUGAUAGAAAAACCAUGAUGGCUUGUCUUUCAAAUCUAGACCGGCCUGUCCUACAUCUUCAUCAUCAGGCAUUUUUAAACAGCCACAUGAUGCAAGUCAAGAACUGGUUACCUUUUCUCCCCUUGUUCCCCCUGUUCUGCUGGACACAACACUAAUGCUCCCUGGACCUUGACUAUGGAUGUUUCUUUCAGCCCUGAGGAUUACGUAGAUUUGAGGUCCCCUCUACCCCCGGAUCUGGAGAAGCCUGACUGUGCCAGAGUAUUUGAGCUCCCGUAUAGUAUCCACGGUUUCCAGCAUCUCCGGGUGAGUUGAGGGAAAAGCGAACCCACUUGUUAAUGCAAUGCACAUGCCUGUCUGGACCUGUGCCAUGUGUCUAUCUUUAUCCAGGGCGUGCAAGAGCGGGUGAACCUCACAUCUCCUCUGCUCUCUAAAGAGGACCCCAUUUUUGGCUCCCUGUCCCACAAACUGGGCCGCAGCAUUGACGAGGUGGGCCAUCGAAUCCAGCAGGGCCUGCUGAGGGUGCGUUUCUCUCUACUGCCUCACCAACACUGUCUGGUCUGUUUUUUAUCGGUUUACAUAUAGCUGAAGGGGAUUACUUUAACUGUGAUGCACUGAUUUAUUCAUUUUUAUAAAUGGACAGUCACUGUUUUAAGUGUUCUGGUCUGACUGUCAUAUAGUUCCCUUCUAAUGAUAGUGUUCUGGUCUGACUGUCAUAUAGUUCCCUUCUAAUGAUAGUGUUCUGGUCUGACUGUCAUAUAGUUCCCUUCUAAUGAUAGUGUUCUGGUCUGACUGUCAUAUAGUUCCCUUCUAAUGAUAGUGUUCUGGUCUGACGGUCAUAUAGUUCCCCUCUAAUGAUGUGUGUGUUGUGUUGUCCAGAACUCGUCGUCCUGGGUGCUGUAUGACCUGGCGUCGUUCUACUGGCGGAUAAAGAACGAGCCCAGGCAGGCGGUGGACUGUGUGGUCCGUGCCCUGCACUUCUCACCCAGGUACAACCAAAGCAAAACGCAGCUUCAGUUUGUCAUGUUCAUUAGGGCACACCAUGUAAAAAAGUUUGCAAUGGAAAACUAAGUGAGCCUUUCUUAUUGGACAAGUCUAGGUAUUCCCUAAUGUUUCAGUAUGUUGUCUGCCCUUUGGUGCCCAAUGAACACGUCCCAGCUACGGUUAUUCAGCAUUCAAACAGUGGACCAUAUAAGAGUUUUGAGUCCCAUGCUCGUUGUCUGUUGUGUAUCCAGGCUGCACAAGGACUUGGCACUGGUGAACAUGGCCAACAUCCUGCACCGGGCCCACUUCUCUGCUGAUGCUGCCAUCCUGGCUCACGCUGCCCUGGACCUGACCUCUGACCUUCUCACCAGCCACUACACCCUGGGCAACAUCUACGCAGUGAGUUACAGCACCACUAGUAGAUUAAUAUAUUGGGGGGGGGGGGGGGAAGAUGCACUGAAUACAACCCAGGGGAUAAUGCGUUAAAGCGAUUCCGCUUGUUUCCAAGGUGGUUCCCGAUGGAAUACACAUGAGACAAAAUAAAGGAAAGCUAGCUGUACGACGUCAUCAUCUGGUUUUAUCAACAAUUGCAGCUCUAUGAUUCCUAUUGCAGAGACGUUCUACAUCAUGUAUAGUGAAAUAGUACAAACUUGUAUCAAGAGAACAGCAGGGUUCCAAGCACUGACCCUUGAGGAACACCAAAGUCAGUUUUUUCGGGAUGUCUAAUGACAACAAAGAAAGCAGACAUUAGGUGAAUUUAAACAAAAUGUAGCCUUUAAAUAGAACAUGUGGUUCUGUAACAUUUGUUGGCACUACGUUUUAACAUUUCUGGAGGGACGCUGACAUAGGGUUGUGUUGGUUUAUGUUCACCUACUGUCUGCUUUUAAUAUUUUCACUGAACCUACACUUACAGUGGGAUGUUACACUUACAGUAGUAUUUUUUAUUGGAGUAUAGCAAUAAUCUCUCCAACAGUUAUGCAGUGGAUAUGGAUGUUGGAUGUUACUGCAAUGCUUGUUGGCAAGGCUUUCUCCAGGUGCUCAGGAAGUGUAUUCCUGUUGGUAUAUUGUUCAUGUUACCGGCCCUGACCUUCAGUAUCUUUCUCUCCAGUUAUUCUAGAAGAGUGAAUCAUCGCUGAUAUAUUAUUUCUCUCUCUCUCUCUCUCUCUCUCUCUCUCUCUCUCUCUCUCUCUCUCUCUCUCUCUCUCUCUCUCUCUCUCUCUCUCUCUGUGUCUGUCUGUCAUCCCCCCUCCCUGUCUCUCCACCUCCUCCCCUCUCUCCUCUUCAUCUGUGUGUGUAGAUGCUGGGGGAGUACAACCACUCAGUGCUGUGCUAUGAGCAGGCCCUCCAGGCCCAGCAGGGCUUUGAGCAGGCCCUGAGGAGGAAGCACGCCGUCCUCUGUCAGCAGAAACUGGAGCAGCGCCUGGAGGCCCAACACAGGUAAAGGCACAGCGCCUCACUGCUCAGGGCGUAGUUAGGUUAAUAGUGGCAGGAGAGUGGCUUUAUUACAAAAGGAAGUGGGGGGGGGGGGGGGGGGGGAGGAGUAGCUGGAACCAGGGUUGUGUUCAGUAGGAGAAAAACGUGAGGAACCAUUUUGAAGGGGAUUUAAUGGGAAGGGAAGCAUUGUUGUGGCACAUACUUCCUCUUUAUAUGGCACAGGUUACAAUGCAGAAUAUACACUGAGUGGACAAAACAUUAUUAUGCUUUUUCCAUUACAGACUGACCAGGUGAAUCCAGGUGAAAUCUAUGAUCCCUUAUUUAUGUCACUUGUUAAAUCCACUUCAAUCAGUGUAGAUGAAGGGGAGGAGACCGGUUAAAGAAGGAUUCUUAAGCCUUGAGACAAUUGAGACAUGGAUUGUGUGCCAUUCAGAGGGUGAAUGGGCAAGACAAAAUAUAUAAAUGCCUUUGAACGGGGUAUGGUAGUAGGUGCCAGUCGCACCGGUUUGAGUGUGUCAAGAACUGCAAUGCUGCUGGGUUUUUCACACUCAACAGUUUCCCAUGUGUAUCAAUAUGGGUCCACCACCCAAAGGACAUCCAGCCAACUUGACACAGCUGUGGGAAGCGUUGGAGUCAACAUGGGCCAGCGUCCCUGUGGAAGGCUUCCGACACUUAGUAGGCCUAGGGCUAGCUAUUUGUGAUCUGCCACACCCCCUCCACCCCCCAGGUCUCUGCAGCGCACGCUGAACGAGCUGAAGGAAUACCAGAAACAGCAUGACAACUACCUCCAUCAGCAGGAGGCCCUGGACAAAUACAAGCUGCUUCAGGAAGAGCAGAUCCUCCGCAACAUCAUCCAUGAGACCCAGAUGGCCAAGGAGGCACAGCUGGGUGAGAUGCUACACACACACACACACGCACACAAUACACACACACACACACACACACUCGCAUGCAAUACAUAUACACACACACACACUCGCAUGCAAUACAUACACACACACUCCAUACACACACGUAGUACACACAAGCGCAAUACACACACACACUCGUGCGCAAUACACACUCACAGAUACACACACACACAGACGCAUACAUACACACACACAAAUACACCGUUUUAUAUAAAUUCAUAUGUCCAUUUAGAGAUGUAAACAGAAAAUAGUGCAACAAUAAUUAGGUGUGUGUUUAGGCAACCACCAGAUGUGUCAUCUGGGCCAGCAACAGAGCAGCCUCUUCUGCCCCUUCGACCUGCCGGUGCGUUAUCACCGUGGAGACCUGUUUGAGCACGUCCACCACAUCCAGUUUGGAGAGGAGGUGUCUGUGGCGGGCAGCGUGGCUCUGGUGUCGGAGCCAAGCAUCAACCAGACCACCAGCCCCGACCUCCACCCCUCUGUGUCCGGAGACCCCGAGCCUGCAGCCCUCUGGGGCCACCAGGCCUCCCCCACCGAAGUGAGUCUGGGGACUGUGUGUGUGUUCUGACAGCCAGACAGUGUGUGUGUGUGUGGAUAGUGGGCUGUAUGCUGUGUUGGCAGGACAGUCUAAAGGUUCUGUGGAGCUGACUGCGUGUGUUUUGUCUGUAGGACAUUCAGAGGCUGCUGUGGCCUCGGAGGGCCGACUGUGCUCAUGAGUUUCCUGGCAUCCCCCCCGCCCACCUACUACCCACCUUCUACCUCCCACCUGACACGCAGGGCCUCAGGUUAGUGUGUUAGACAUAGGGCCUCAGGUUAGUGUGUUAGACACGGGGCCUCAGGUUAGUGUGUUAGACACGGGGCCUCAGGUUAGUGUGUUAGACACGGGGCCUCAGGUUAGUGUGUUAGACACGGGGCCUCAGGUUAGUGUGUUAGACACGGGGCCUCAGGUUAGCGUGUUAGACACGGGGCCUCAGGUUAGCGUGUUAGACACGGGGCCUCAGGUUAGCGUGUUAGACACGGGGCCUCAGGUUAGCGUGUUAGACACGGGGCCUCAGGUUAGCGUGUUAGACACGGGGCCUCAGGUUAGCGUGUUAGACACGGGGCCUCAGGUUAUUGUGUGUGUGCCAUGUUGUUUGUGUAUGCUACCUUUCUGGGCCUGUUUCUAACAUGGUGUGUGUUAUAUCUUGAAGCCGUGUGUUUGUGUGUGUGUUCUGGUGGAGUGUGUUGACUCGUAGAGCCUCUUCCUCAGCACGGUUUGGUUAACAUGUGAUGUAUGAUAUGACUCAUGCAUUUGCUGACCUCACUGGUGUGUGUUCAGCCUUCAGAAUGUGCUGUAUGGUACCGGACCCCCUCCCUCCUCCCUGGCCACCCCAGACUGCGGCCCUCUGCCCCAGCCCCCUCCAGCUGACCUGCCUGCCUCUGUGGGCUGGCCCAUGGAGGACAAGGAGUUGCCAGACCCCCAUGCCACCCAGGUUAGUGUGUGUGUGUGUGUGUGUGUGUGUGUGUGUGUGUGUGUGUGUGUAUGUGUAUGUAUGUGUGUGUGUGUGUGUUGGAUGGGGGUCUGUAACAGCAUCAUCUUUUUGACUGGGCUUUGGUUUCAAUACAAUACCAUCUUUAUUGAACUAUUAUACAGAGACAACAGAAAUGUGUUUUCUGUCACAGUACCCAGCUCCACCACUGGGAGCACCACUGAGUCUGCCACAGAGCAGCCCCACUGGCGCAGGUUAGGAUGCAGGGUUGAAGUGUGUAACUGUGCUGAUCUUGGUAUUGUGUGUGUGUGUGUGUGUGUGUGUGUGUGUGUGUGUGUGUGCAGGUGCUGCUGUCUCGCAGCAGAGGCUGGAGUUUGGAGCAGGCUGGUACCAGCAUAGCCCAAGCCAUGAAGAAGGUGAGCGCCGUAGAACAGAGAAACAUCCUUUCAUAUCAGAAAUAUACUUCACUACUGUCCUGUCCUGAGAAAUGCUAUGGCUUUGGACUGUUCUCUUUUUUUAUUGUCACAUGCACCGGAUAGGUGCAGUGAAACGUGUUGUUCUACAGGGUCAGCCAUAGUAGUACGGAGCCCCUGGAGAAAAUUAGGGUUCAGUGCCUUGCUCAAGGGCACAUCGACCAUUUUUUUCUUUUUUUUACCUUGUCGGCUCAGGUAUUCAAACCAGCAACCUUUCCUUUACUGGUCUAACCUCUAAUGAACAAGAGCAUGCAGAUGCUCUGAUCCAGUCGAAAGUGAAUGUUAAAAUACUGUGAAUUAAACUUGUAGGGUUUGAACAGUUCUAAGUAAUAGAAAAUGAUACAUCCUCCUCUCCUCCAGGCUAGCGCCCCUGGCUGGUUGCUCCAGAACGAGGCGGCUUUGUUCUGGCGGGCGAAGGGUAACGGUACCAGCUCACUGCAAUGUCUGCGCCACUCCCUGGCAUCGGCUCCGCCCCCUCAGCGCCACCUGCCCCUCGUCAAUGCUGCCAACCUGCUUCUGCGCCACGGCCUCAGCGCCCACGCACACACGCUGCUGGAGGACGCCCUGGCACUCAACGCCUCCGAAGUACACACAUUUAAAAUACUUUAUUUGAAUCCACAAAUCACAUUUACAUUCAAGAAGGAUUGAAACAUCUCAAAGGUCUUUUGUAUGCAUGGACACUUAAGGAUACAGAACGCACCUUGUUCUCCAAACAGACAGGCGGCCCAUAACAGCAGACACAGAGCAACACCUUGCCCUCUGCUUUGCUCUAGUCUUAGGCAGGCCUGCAGGCUGCGUGCCUUAAGGCUGUGGACGUGACUGAGACAAAUAUCAGUGCUACUAACAGCUUGCAGCUAUAUCUGCGGCUGUUAAAGCGUGAUACGACGGGCUGGUAUUUAAAUUUAGACGCUUGUCAGCAAUGGUCUGCUCAAUGUAACAGUCAAAUGACACACGCUGCUGGAGGAUACCCUGGUACUCAGCACCUUUGAGGUACACACACACACACACACACACACACACACACACACACACACACACUUCUGUUCUUACAUGACAUAUUUUUAAAUGACAGUUGGAGGCCAUUUGUUCUAUAAAGUUUGAUUCAGCACCUUUAGAAGUUGUCCACAGUAUGGGCAUAAUGGUAUGUUACAUAAGGAUUUAUCCACAGUAUGGGCAUAAUGGUAUGUUACAUAAGGAUUUAUCCACAGUAUGGGCAUAAUGGUAUGUUACAUAAGGAUUUAUCCACAGUAUAGGUAUUAUGGUAUGUUACAUAAGGAUUUAUCCACAGUACAUAAUGGAUGUCCAUUCUAAUGACUCUCUGUCCCUGCCCUCCUCUGGUCCCCUGGCAGCCCCACACUCUACUGAGCCUGGUGAGUGUGAAUCUGGCCCAGGGCAACGUGACGGGCGCCCUGGACCUGUUCCGCCACACCCUGGCCCUCUCUGCCAGUUGUGCCCAGUGCCGUGCCAGCCUGCCCCUUCUGCGCUGCCUACAGUUCUACCCCUUCCUAUACAACCUGCAGCGCUCGCCAUGUCCGCGUGAGUGCCACGGUUCACCUCUCAUGCCAUGCCAUACUUUACUGUCCAUUGUUGUGGAAAUGAAUUUGGGAGGCCUGCAAUAAAUGGUACCUGGCUUAUUUACAGUCGGCACCAACCUUCCCCUUUGACCUCUGUCUGUCUUGUGUAAGGGGUUACAGUGUUGUAAAUUCAAACUUUGACUUCUGUCUGACUAUCUUAUCUUGUCUAAAGGGUUUAAUAUUAAUCCGCUUUAAUAUUGCAGAUAGAUUCCAGGUUCUAUCAGUUUAAUUGUUUGCAUCAUUUCUAAUUCCUUUUUUAUUUAUCUCUGUACUUCUUCCUCCUUCUCUACCAUCCCUCUCCUGAUUGGAGGAAACUAACGGACAACAAUACCCUGACUGCUACUUACAGCUGUUUCCAGUCUGUAGUUAAAUAAUUAGACAUACAGCUCUGGAAAGAAUUAAAAGCAAAUGUUUCUUAAAUCAGCAUCUCUACAUGUAUGACAGCCAUUCCAUUCCAGUGUCUGUUGAAUUCCAACACAGGCACACCUCCUUCUACUGAAUUAGGUACUGAUUCGGUGAUCACCUGAACCAAAUCUUAUCAUCACUAUCCUCUUGCAAUAGGACCAGCUGGAUGGCAAAAACAGUGCUAAUAGUACCUCAAAAGUAAUAUUAAUCAAAAAAUAACUAUUGACCAUGCCAAAAGAGUUGAAAAGGAACGUUUUGAGUGAGGAAAAGAAGGGUUUAAUUCGGGCUUUACUGGCAGAGGGAUACAGUGAGCGUCAGGUUGCUUCCAUCCUUAAAAUGUCAAUGACGGCGGUUCAUAAGAACAAGGUCAAGCAGCAGACAUUGGGGACAACAAAGCUACAGACCAGCAGAGGGCGGAAACGACUCUACUGACCGGGAUGACCGCCAACUCAUUCAAAUGUCACUCAACAACCGUAGGAGGACAUCAAGUGACCUACAAAAAAGAAUGGUAAACGGCAGCUGGGGUGAAGUGCAUGGUGAGGGCGGUUCGAAACAGGCUCCUAGGGGCAGGGCUGAAGUCGUGCAAAGCUAGAAAAAAGCUCUUCAUCAAUGAGAAGCAAAGAAGAGCCAGGCUGAGGUUUGUAAAAGACCAUAAGGAUUGGACCGUAGAGGACUGGAGUAAGGUCAUCUUCUCUGAUGAUUCCAAUUUUCAGCUUUGCCCAACACCUGGUCAUCUAAUGGUUAGACGGAGACCUGGAGAGGCCUACAAGCCACAGUGUCUCGCACCCACUGUGGAAUUUGGUGGAGGAUCGGUGAUGAUCUGGGGGUGCUUCAGCAAGGCUGGAAUCGGACAGAUUUGUCUUUGUGAAGGACUCAUGAAUCAAGCCACGUACAAGGUUGUCCUGGAAGAAAACUUGCUUCCUUUUGCUCUGACAUUGUUCCCCAACUCUGAGGAUUGGUUUUUCCAGCAGGACAAUGCGCCAUGCCACACAGCCAGGUCAAUCAAGGUGUGGAUGGAGGACCACCAGAUCAAGACCCUGUCAUGGCCAGCCCAAUCUCCAGACCUGAACCCCAUUGAAAACUUCUAGAAUGUGAUCAAGAGGAAGAUGGAUGGUCACAAGCCAUCAAACAAAGCCGAGCUGCUUGAAUUUUUGCGCCAGGAGUGGCAUAAAGUCACCCAACAUCAAUGUGAAAGACUGGUGGAGAGCAUGCCAAGACGCAUGAAAGCUGUGAUUGAAAAUCUGGGUUAUUCCACCAAAUAUUGAUUUCUGAACUCUUCCUAAGUUAAAACAUUAGUAUUGUGUUGUUUAAAAAUGAACAUGAACUUAUUUUCUUUGCAUUAUUCGAGGUCUGACAACACUGCAUCUUUUUUUGUUAUUUUGACCAGUUGUCAUUUUCUGCAAAUAAAUGCUCUAAAUGACAAUAUUUUUAUUUGGAAUUUGGGAGAAAUGUUGUCAGUAGUUUAUAGAAUAAAACAAAAAUGUUAUUUUUACCCAAACACAUACCUAUAAAUAGUAAAACCAGAGAAACUGAUCAUUUUGCAGUGGUCUCUUCAUUUCUUCCAGAGCUGUAUAUUACUACUUCCCUCUUUGUUCAAGUGCUGGAUUUACCCCACAGCAGCCAAUCACCAUUCAUUAUGAUUUACCCCACAGCAGCCAAUCACCAUUCAUUAUGAUUUACCCAACAGCAGCCAAUCACCAUUCAUUAUGAUUUACCCGACAGCAGCCAAUCACCAUUCAUUAUGAUUUACCCCACAGCAGCCAAUCACCAUUCAUUAUGAUUUACCCCACAGCAGCCAAUCACCAUUCAUUAUGAUUUACCCCACAGCAGCCAAUCACCAUUCAUUAUGAUUUACCCCACAGCAGCAAAUCACCAUUCAUUAUGAUUUACCCCACAGCAGCCAAUCACCAUUCAUUAUGAUUUACCCCACAGCAGCCAAUCACCAUUCAUUAUGAUUUACCCCACAGCAGCCAAUCACCAUUCAUUAUGAUUUACCCCACAGCAGCCAAUCACCAUUCAUUCUGAUCUGAACUCCAACCCUCCCAUGUUCUCUCUCUCUCUCUCCUGCUGAUGUUUCUCUCUAGCAUGGCGAGGGAAGGGGAAAGCGUUUUGAAGUGGAGAAAUCUGCCACUCAAUAAUUGAAGCUGUUAAAAAUAGUUCAGCUGCUGCUGCAUUUAGAAAGCUCUAUAUUUGACAGUCAGAGGCCAACCCUCUCACCGUAUUUAUAACCUACACACACACUUCCUAUGUGGAGGUGAAAGGGUGCAGGGUGACUAGAAAGGUAGAAAGACUCAUUUCCACUAUGACAAAAGGGACAAUAAAGUCCCAAUUCCAUUAUCUGUAUUUGUUGCUUGAAUGUCAUGCACAUUGUUGGAAGGCCAGUUUAGUGGAGACUGAAGUGUCUGUGUGCUGAUCGGUUUAGUGUGUGUGUGUGUGUGUGUGUGUGUGUGUGUGUGUGUGAACAGAGGGUGCUGUGUGUGUCGGAGAGGAGGAUGUGACUCUACAGCUAGAUGAAUGGGAGGCUGGCAGGGGACAGAAACAGCAGAAGGACCCCACCACCACGGCUGCCCAGGCUCUGCCCGUCUCCACUGUGGAGGAAGCUCUCCUGUUUCAGAGUAAGGCCCUUAUGAUUGGGACUCUGACUAUAUGAAAUCAAAUGAACAAAACUGUUCAUGGGAUACUGCACACUCAGAUGCUCCCAACGCCUGGGUCCUGUUCAGCAGGACACUGUAGCGAAAUGUUUUGAAACCCGAAAACUAAAAAAUCUCCAGUUAAAACCCUCCCUGUUUCUGUCCGUUUUCUUCUGUUUGGUACCUAAUGAACAGGACCCUGCCUUUCUGUUUGUAACAGAGGUGGUGCUGGACAGUAACGGCUCUGGAGAGGCAGCCCAGCAGCAGCCAGGAGGAGGAGGAGGACUAGGAGAGAGGGAUGAGGAGGAAUGGCAGCUGAAGGAGGAGCUGAUGGGGGCCUUCGAGGGGGCUCUGGACGUGGGGGGCAAGCGGGGUGACCUGAGGGGCAUCCGCGUACUGAAGAACGACCGGGUGAUGGGGGCGGGCCGGAGCGGAGGAGGGCCCUGCUUCGGGAACUGUGAGGAUGACGAGGGGGCUGAGUGGGUACGUGUCCUGUACUGAGUAACUCCCAUGAUGUAGUAUAGAGACAGACUGUGGUGAGUGGGUACAUGUCCUGAGUAACUCCCAUGAUGUAGAAAAAGUUCUGUCCAAACAGUAGCCAGGCCCCAGCCCAACUUCCCCCCUCUCUGUGUUCCUGGUCCUCCACAGAUCACGUUCCAGGUGAAGCGUGUGAGGAAGCCCAAGGCAGACAUCCCCGACGGCUGGGGCAGUGCUGAGGACACCCUGCAGGGGGAGACACUGCUCCCUGGAGGCCACUCUGUCCUGGAGAUCAGCGGCCCCACCAUCCCCUCCACCGGGCCCUCGGGUAAUAGACACCCUGCACGCUCACAGACAAACUCAUAGGGAGAGUCUCAAUUGUAUUUACAUGACUCCUCGUGUCCUCUCGCCGCCUCCUCAAAACCCAUUGGAGAAGGCCAGUUGGGAGGGACCUCUGACUUUCUCAUCCAAUGGGUUCUGAGAAGGAUGCCAGGAGUCAAGGAAAUACAAUGGAGAUUCUCCCAUACAGACAGUUCUCUGAGGCGUGUAGUAGUCAUCAUCACUGAACCAUACUAAGAAAGUGUUUGUGUCUCCAGGGUACUGAUUUGUGUGUGUGUAUGUGUGUGUGUGUGCAGGGCGAUGGAGGGACUACACCAGUCUGGGCUGGCCGGGGCCAGAGGAGUGCCAGAGAACUCGCAGGGUAGACCUCACCACCGUGGCCAGUACCUGGCUGGCAGUGUCUGCCAAGAACAUAGAGUCAGUACCAACCUUCCCCUUUGACCUCUGUUUGUCUUGUGUAAGGGGUUAGGAGAGUGUUGUACAUUUAAACUUUGACCUCUGUCUGGCUAUCUCAUAGAUAAACAUAUAUAAUUUGGUGUGUGUGUCCCAACCCUCCCCUGGGGAAACCACCGCACAGUCCAUAUUUUUGUUCUAACCCUGCACUGACACAGCUGAUUCAACUAAUUAAUCAAGAACAAAAUGUUGACUGCAACUGGAGUCAGUUGGGAAUCACUUUAUUAGGACUUAAAGGGAUAGUUGGAGAUUAAAGGGAUAGUUGGAUUUUAGCAAUUAAGUCCUUUUUUAUAUUUACCCAGUUAAGAUGAACUCAUGGAUACCAUUAGUAUGUCUCUGUGUGCCGUAUGAAGGAAGGUCGUUUCUGGAGCCAUUGCUAACUAGCUAGCGCAAUGACUGGAAGUCUACAGGAACAGCUAGCAUGAAACUACCUUCAACUUCCUUCAAACUGCGCACAUAGACAUAAAAACGGUAACCAUGAGUUCAUCUGACUCUGGGGAAGUAUAAAUGUUGAACUAUCCUCUUAACACCCAAAGCCACACUUGAAUUUAAAACAUGUAUGAUGUUCUAUUCCCCCCUCCUUCCCUCUCUUCUCUCAUCUCCUCCCCCCUCCUCCCCCCUCCACAGCAUCACUGAACACAUAGACUUUGCCACUCCACUCCAGGAGCCUGCGGUGGAGCCGUUGUGUAAUGCCAACCUGGCUACCAGCAUGCAUACCCUGGAUCACCUGUCUGGCGUGGCCAACCGCGCCGCCAUCCACUACACUGGAGAGAGUCAACUCAGAGAGGUAGGGGACAGAGAGAGUCAACUCAGAGAGUUAGGGGACAGAGAGAGUCAACUCACAGAGGUAGGGGACAGAGAGAGUCAACUCAGAGAGUUAGGGGACAGAGAGAGUCAACUCAGAGAGGUAGGGGACAGAGAGAGUCAACUCAGGUAGACGAGGAGCCAGAAGUCACGGAACCAGGUAACGAGAAGUCAACAGGAAGUCUAGAGGAGAAAGGAGUCACUCAGAGGUAGGGGACGAAGAUCAACAGAGAUAUAGGGGAAGAGAGAGUCACUCAGGAGUAGGACGAAGGUCACUAGUGUAGGGCAAGGUCAACUCAGAGUGGACAGAGUCAACAGUCAUCAGAGUAGGAACAAAGAGUCAACUCAGAGUAGGGGACAGAAGCAACUCAGAUGGACGAGAUCACUCAGGUGGGACAAGAGAGUCAACUCAAGUGGAGAGAGAACCAGAGAGGUAACAGAGAGAGUAAACUCAGAGGUAGGGACAGAGAGAGUCAACUCAGAGAGUAGGGACAGAGAAGUCAACUCAGAGAGUAGGGACAGAGAGAGUCAACUCAGAGAGGUAGGGACAGAGAGAGUCAACUCAGAGAGUAGAUGAGAGAGGUAACAAGAGAGGUAGGAGACGAGAGAGUCACUCAGAGGGGUAGGGGACAGAGAGUCACAACAGAGAGGAGUCAACUCAAGGAGGAGGGAACGAGAGAGUCAACUCAGAGGGUAGGGACAGAGAGAGUCAACUCAGAGGUAGGGAACAAGGAGAGUCAACAGAGAAUCAACUCAGAGGGUAGGAACAGAGAGAGUCCACUCAGAGAGUUAGGACAGAGAGAGUCAACUCAAGAGGUAGGGACAUAGAGAGUCAACUCAGAGAGAGGUACAGGAGUCAACUCAGAGGGUAGGAGACUGGAAGAUGUGCUAACCAGAGGAGGUAGAGACGAGAGAGUCAACUCAGAGGGUAGGGCAAGAGAGUCAACAGAAGAGAGGUCAACUCAGAGAGGUAGGGACAGAGAGAGUCACUCAGAGAGGUUAGGGGACAGAGAGAGUCAACUCAGAGGGUAGGGGACAGAGAGAGUCAACUCAGAGAGUAGGGGACAGAAGAGAGGUACGGACAGAGAGAGUCAACUCAGAGAGGUUAGGAGACGAGAGAGAGUCAAACCAGAGAGGGUAGGGACAGAGAGAGUCAACUCAGAGGGGUAGGGGACAGAGAGAGUCAACAGAGGAGUCAACUCAGGGGUAGGGAACAGAGAGAGAGUCACUCAGGGUAGGACAGAGAGUCAACUCAGAGGGGUAGGGAACAGAGUAAGAGAGUCAACUCAGAGGGGUAGGGACAGAGAGAUCUACAGAGAUCACUCAGAGGGGUAGGGGACAGAGAGAGUCAACUCAGAGGUAGGGACAGAGGAGUCAACUCAGAGAGGUAGGGGACAGAAGUCAGAGAGAGUCAACUCGAGAGGGUAGGGACAGAGAGAGAGAGUCAACUCAGAGGGUAGGGACAGAGAGAGUCAACUCAGAGAGGUAGGGGACAGAGAGAGUCAACCAGAGGUAGGACAGGGAGUCAACUCAGAGGGUAGGGAACAGAGAGAGGUCAACAUCACGAGGGUAGGGAACAGAGAGAGUCAACUCAGAGGGGUAGGGACAGAGAGAGUCAACUCAGGGGGUAGGGAACAGAGAGAGUAACAGAGAGUCCAACUCAGAGGGGUAGGGAACAGAGAGAGUCAACUCAGAGGGGUAGGGACAGAGAGAGUCAACUCAGAGGGGUAGGGAACAGAGAGAGUCAACAGAGAGUCAACUCAGAGGGGUAGGGAACAGAGAGAGUCAACUCAGAGUAGCAGAUACGAGGUAGGGACAGAGAGAGUCAAUCAGAGAGUAGGGAGCAGAGAGAGUCAACUCAGAGAGGUAGGGACAGAGAGAGUCAACAGAGAGAGUCAACUCAGAGGGGUAGGGAACAGAGAGAGUCAACUCAGAGGGUAGGGACAGAGAGAGUCAACUCAGAGGGGUAGGGGACAGAGAGAGUCAACUCAGAGGGGUAGGGAACAGAGAGAGUCAACAGAGAGUCAACUCAGAGGGGUAGGGAACAGAGGAGAGUCAACUCAGAGGGUAGGGACAGAGAGAGUCAACUCAGAGAGUUAGGGGACAGAGAGAGUCAACUCAGAGAGGUAGGGACAGAGAGUCACAGAGAGUCAACUCAGAGUAGGAAAGUUAGGGAGAAGAGAGUCAACUCAGAGGGUAGGGACAGAGAAGUCAACUCAGAGAGGUAGGAGAGGGAGAGAGAGUCAACUCAGAGAGGUAGGGACAGAGAGAGUCAACUCAGAGGGUAGGGGACGGAAGCAACUAGAGAGUAGGACAGAGAGAGUCAACUCAGAGGGGUAGGGAACAGAGAAGAGAGUCAACUCAGAGGGGUAGGGACAGAGAGAGUCAACUCAGAGGGUAGGGACAGAGAGAGUCAACUCAGAGAGGUAGGAGAUGGAGAGAGAGUAAACAGAGAGAGGUAGGAGACGGAGAGAGUCAACUCAGAGAGGUAGGGGACAGAGAGAGUCAACUCAGAGAGGUAGGGGACAGAGAGAGUCAACUCAGAGAGGUAGGAGAUGGAGAGAGAGUAAACAGAGAGAGGUAGGAGACGGAGAGAGUCAACUCAGAGGGGUAGGGGACAGAGAGAGUCAACAGAGAGAGUCAACUCAGAGGGGUAGGGAACAGAGAGAGAGUCAACUCAGAGGGGUAGGGGACAGAGAGAGUCAACUCAGAGGGGUAGGGAACAGAGAGAGUCAACUCAGAGGGGUAGGGAACAGAGAGAGUCAACUCAGAGAGGUAGGGGACAGAGAGAGUCAACUCAGAGAGGUAGGGGACAGAGAGAGUCAACAGAGAGAGUCAACUCAGAGGGGUAGGGAACAGAGAGAGAGUCAACUCAGAGGGGUAGGGAACAGAGAGAGUCAACUCAGAGGGGUAGGGGACAGAGAGAGUCAACUCAGAGGGGUAGGGAACAGAGAGAGUCAACAGAGAGUCAACUCAGAGAGGUAGGGGACAGAGAGAGUCAACUCAGAGAGGUAGGGGACAGAGAGAGUCAACUCAGAGAGGUAGGAGAUGGAGAGAGAGUAAACAGAGAGAGGUAGGAGACGGAGAGAGUCAACUCAGAGGGGUAGGGGACAGAGAGAGUCAACAGAGAGAGUCAACUCAGAGGGGUAGGGAACAGAGAGAGAGUCAACUCAGAGGGGUAGGGAACAGAGAGAGUCAACAGAGAGAGUCAACUCAGAGGGGUAGGGAACAGAGAGAGUCAACAGAGAGAGUCAACUCAGGGGGGUAGGGAACAGAGAGAGAGUCAACUCAGAGGGGUAGGGAACAGAGAGAGUCAACUCAGAGGGGUAGGGGACAGAGAGAGUCAACUCAGAGGGGUAGGGAACAGAGAGAGUCAACAGAGAGUCAACUCAGAGGGGUAGGGAACAGAGAGAGUCAACUCAGAGAGGUAGGGGACAGAGAGAGUCAACUCAGAGGGGUAGGGGACAGAGAGAGUCAACAGAGAGAGUCAACUCAGAGGGGUAGGGAACAGAGAGAGAGUCAACUCAGAGGGGUAGGGAACAGAGAGAGUCAACUCAGAGGGGUAGGGGACAGAGAGAGUCAACUCAGAGGGGUAGGGAACAGAGAGAGUCAACAGAGAGUCAACUCAGAGGGGUAGGGAACAGAGAGAGUCAACUCAGAGGGGUAGGGAACAGAGAGAGUCAACAGAGAGAGUCAACUCAGAGGGGUAGGGAACAGAGAGAGUCAACUCAGAGAGGUAGGGGACAGAGAGAGUCAACUCAGAGGGGUAGGGGACAGAGAGAGUCAACAGAGAGAGUCAACUCAGAGGGGUAGGGAACAGAGAGAGAGUCAACUCAGAGGGGUAGGGAACAGAGAGAGUCAACUCAGAGGGGUAGGGGACAGAGAGAGUCAACUCAGAGGGGUAGGGAACAGAGAGAGUCAACAGAGAGUCAACUCAGAGGGGUAGGGAACAGAGAGAGUCAACUCAGAGGGGUAGGGAACAGAGAGAGUCAACAGAGAGAGUCAACUCAGAGGGGUAGGGAACAGAGAGAGUCAACUCAGAGAGGUAGGGGACAGAGAGAGUCAACUCAGAGGGGUAGGGGACAGAGAGAGUCAACUCAGAGGGGUAGGGGACAGAGAGAGUCAACAGAGAGAGUCAACUCAGAGGGGUAGGGAACAGAGAGAGAGUCAACUCAGAGGGGUAGGGAACAGAGAGAGUCAACUCAGAGGGGUAGGGGACAGAGAGAGUCAACUCAGAGGGGUAGGGAACAGAGAGAGUCAACAGAGAGUCAACUCAGAGGGGUAGGGAACAGAGAGAGUCAACUCAGAGAGGUAGGGGACAGAGAGAGUCAACUCAGAGGGGUAGGGGACAGAGAGAGUCAACUCAGAGAGGUAGGGGACAGAGAGAGUCAACUCAGAGGGGUAGGGGACAGAGAGACAGUCAACUCAGAGAGGUAGGGGACAGAGAGAGUCAACUCAGAGAGGUAGGGGACAGAGAGAGUCAACUCAGAGGGGUAGGGGACAGAGAGAGAGUCAACUCAGAGAGGUAGGGGACAGAGAGAGUCAACUCAGAGGGGUAGGGGACAGAGAGAGUCAACUCAGAGGGGUAGGGGACAGAGAGAGUCAACUCAGAGAGGUAGGGAACAGAGAGAGUCAACAGAGAGAGUCAACUCAGAGGGGUAGGGAACAGAGAGAGUCAACUCAGAGAGGUAGGGAACAGAGAGAGUCAACAGAGAGAGUCAACUCAGAGGGGUAGGGGACAGAGAGAGUCAACUCAGAGAGGUAGGGGACAGAGAGAGUCAACUCAGAGGGGUAGGGGACAGAGAGUAUCACACAUCUCACCCGUCUGCAUCAUUUUACUGUUCUGCCGUGAGCCUCAACCGGCUUUCUGUUUGUCAUUCAGGUGCUACAGAAUCUGGGCAAAGAUAAGUUCUCCCCUCAGUCCUUUGAGCAGGUGGGCACGCGCAUUGCCAAGGUCUUGGAGAAGGUACGUGUUUCUAGAGGUGGUACCUGCCUGUCAGGGUAUUCUACAACCCUGUAUCACUCAAAUCACAGCAUCUCACGGCAGUAGAAAGUUCAAUAAAGUAAUGCAGACAAAUGAAAGUCUCUCCUCUCCUGAGCAGAACCAGACCUCCUGGGUGUUGUCUAGCAUGUCUGCUCUCUACUGGAGGGUGAAGGGCCAGGGCAAGAGGGCCAUCGACUGCCUGCGUCAAGCCCUACACUACGCCCCGCACCACAUGAAGGUAAAACGGACUGAGACCUGCCCAAUAAUAACACAAACGUUUGUUUUCCCGUUGCAAAACGUUUUCCUACAGCGUGCACUGCUGAACAUGACCCUGUGCUAUAGUCUGCGUGAUAACUCAGCAUCUCUCUCCCUCUCAGGACGUACCUCUGAUCAGCCUGGCCAACAUCUUCCAGAACGCGCGGCUGUGGGACGACGCCCUGACCGUGGCCCGCAUGGCCGUGGAGAUCGCCCCGCACUUCGUCGUCAACCAUUUCACCCUCGCCAACGUCUACAUCGCCAUGGUGAGCCCGCCACCAUGGGAACGGACCAACAUUGUUGUCAUGUCCUGGCCAUGAGUAGUCUGGUUUAGAUCAGUAGUCUGGAUUAGAUCUGUAGUCUGGAUUAGAUCUGUAGUCUGGUUUAGAUCUGUAGUCUGGAUUAGUUCUGUAGUCUGGAUUAGAUCUAUAGUCUGGAUUAGAUCUGUAGUCUGGAUUAGAUCUAUAGUCUGGAUUAGAUCUGUAGUCUGGUUUAGAUCUGUAGUCUGGUUUAGAUCAGUAGUCUGGUUUAGAUCUGUAGUCUGGUUUAGAUCUGUAGUCUGGAUUAGAUCUGUAGUCUGGUUUAGAUCUGUAGUCUGGAUUAGUUCUGUAGUCUGGAUUAGAUCUAUAGUCUGGAUUAGAUCUGUAGUCUGGUUUAGAUCUGUAGUCUGGUUUAAAUGCUUCAUUCCCUUCAAGUGUCAGUGGUUGUGAAGCGGGUCAUUUAUGUUGGUGUUGUGUGUUGUGUGGAAUCUUCUGCUGGUUGCGUGUCAGGUGGGUGUGUUGAAGAAUGCUAAUGCUGUGCUAAUGGGUAUGAGUUGUGUAAAUACUGAUCAGUUGUAUUUAUUGUUCUUUGUUCACUGUGUGUGUGUGUGUGUGUCCCCUUAUACAGGAGGAGUUUGAGAAGGCCAUGCGCUGGUAUGAGUCCACUCUGAGGCUGCAGCCGGAGUUUGCCCCUGCCAAAGACCGCCUGAGAACCAUCCAGUGUUACCUGCUAACCAAGAAGGACCGCCACCUGCCCUAAGACGACUCCACAUGAGAAGCCCUCGGAACACACACACACCACACACACAUACAAAAACAGA
Molecule: messenger RNA, 20744 nt
Organism: Coregonus sp. 'balchen'
Lineage: Eukaryota; Metazoa; Chordata; Actinopteri; Salmoniformes; Salmonidae
Source: the annotation of a GenBank genome assembly